AUGUCAAUCUUCUUACAUCCAGGUAGUGGCAAGACUUAUAAAAAUUUCAAAGACAAUGAUUAUCCUAAUCUUCUCCACUGUCCAUUUCCGGAUGAAAGUUACAACCUUCUCAGACACUAUUUUAUAAAAAAUAAGAAAGAGUUUAUUAUGAUUAAAGAAAAGCAUGGCGGCGAAAUGCUCAACCAUUUUAGACAUCAACACCCACUCAUUCUUUUAGACACACAACAAGCAUCACUCGGUAACAAAUCAAUUGUUCUUCACAACCCCAUGAAGAAAAUUCAAGUAUUAUGUGAUGGAUGUUUGAAACCAAUUAUGGAAAUGCCAUUUUAUAAGUGUUCUCAAAUAAGUUGUGGUUUUUUUCUUCAUGAGUGUUGUGCCAGGCUACCUUCCAAGAUACAUGACCACCCGGGCCAUCCAGAUCAUGCACUUGUUCUCAUCUCAAACAACCCUCGUAUGUUCAUGGGUUUAUUUUCUUGUUCUAUUUGUAGGUUAUAUUGUAAUGGUUUCGCAUAUGGAUGUGUUGCAUGUGGCUAUUAUAUGGAUAUCAAUUGUGCAUUCCUACCUAAAGAAAUCACACAUGAAGCUCACCCAGGCCAUCUCCUCUCAAGAAUCAAUGCUUCUUCAGCUGAUGUAUCAGAAAAAAUAUGCAAUCCAUGUAAUUGUUUCCUGGAAGAUGGCAACAUCGCUUUCCAUUGCCCCUCCUGUGAUUUCUACUUGGAUACGGAGUGUGCUUUCUUGUUGCCUGGAAUGAUGAGGCACAAGUUCGAUAAGCAUCCAUUGAGCCUAAGAUACAAUCCAGUUGAGAACCACCCUGGCAACUACUUCUGUGAAAUUUGUGAAGACAAAAUUUGA
Lactuca virosa is the source of this 852-nucleotide messenger RNA. Lineage: Eukaryota; Viridiplantae; Streptophyta; Magnoliopsida; Asterales; Asteraceae. The record is from the annotation of a GenBank genome assembly.